Messenger RNA from Tripterygium wilfordii, 3062 nucleotides. RefSeq names its product kinesin-like protein KIN-14C. The record is from RefSeq and is a predicted model, not a curated record. Gene Ontology annotation, biological process: microtubule-based movement. Bases 263 to 2674 code for a protein of 803 amino acids. Lineage: Eukaryota; Viridiplantae; Streptophyta; Magnoliopsida; Celastrales; Celastraceae. The transcript has 17 exons. Gene Ontology annotation, molecular function: ATP binding; microtubule binding; microtubule motor activity.
GAGCGCUGGAUCUGGAUUCAAAUCAAUUCAAAUUCUUUCCCUCUCCGCUCGAAACCACAGAGCGCAUACUUUCCCUUUCUCGCUGUGAGCCCUAACUUUUCGAUUUACCAGAAUGUGCAGACCUUGAGUUUGUUCGGUGCUCUUUUCGAUCUCCAGUAAUUUGAUUGCAAAUUCAACAGGCUCAGAUCGGAACUUGAUGCAACACCAAGAACUCUAUCCGAAGGUUACGUUCUGAAAUUUUCAAGUAUUUUCUCAGGUUCAGAUGAUGUCUUCUCGCAAUCAAAACAGACCUCCUCGAAGUCCUUCUACUAAGAAGGAGGCUGCUGAUGGAAUUCCACUAGAUAAGCGCAGGAGAAUAGGAGCAGGAAAGGUGGCAGGAGCAGGAACCACAGGCCGUACACGACAGGCAUUUGCUGCUGUUAACAACAGGCAAGAUGUUCCAGCUGCUGCUGAUGUUGGCAACAAUGAGGAUUUGCAGAGUGGCAGCUUUGAAUUUACAAAAGAGGAAGUGGAAGCGCUAUUGUCAGAAAAGCCCAAAGCCAAGAAAUUUGAUCUUAAGGCCAAAUUAGAACAAUUGACUGAACAUAAUAAGAGGCUCAGGCUGUGCGUCAGAUGGUUUCAACAAGUUGAGGAAGGUCAUAUCCUUGAGGUGGGAAAGCUUCAAAAUGCGCUGGAAUCUUUGGAGAAAAGCUCUGCAGAUAUGGAGAUGGAGAUGAAAAGGAAGGAGGCGGGACUUAAUGCCACUAUUUCAGAGUCAAAUAAAGAAAUGGCUUUAUUACAGGAGAAACUUGCAAAGGAAGAAUCUGAAAAGCUGGAUGCAAUUGAUUUCCAUAGAAGAGAAAAUGAAGCUCGAGUUUCUGCAGAAAAGUUGCUAGAAUCGCUCUCGAAAGAGCUUGAGAAAGCCAAGCAAGAUAUAUUAGCUGGCAACCAAAGGGCUGCCUCACUUGAUGACAUGUACAAGAGAUUACAGGAGUACAACUUGAGUCUACAGCAGUACAAUAGCAAACUUCAUGCUGAACUCGAAACAGCCCGUGAGUCACUAAAACGAGUAGAAAAGGAGAAAUCGACUAUAGUGGAGAAUCUCAGUACUUUAAGGGGACACUAUAAUUCAUUGCAAGAGCAGUUAAAUUCAUCACGGGCUUCACAAGAUGAGGCUGUGAAUCAGAAAGAAUCAUUAGCAAAUGAGGUUAGAUGUCUUCGAGAUGAGUUGCAUCAAGUGAGAGAUGAUCGUGAUCGCCAAGUAGCACAAGUGCAGGCCUUAACUGCUGAUGUAGUACAGUACAAAGAAAAAACGGGCCAAUCUUUUGUGGAGUUGGAUAACUUGACAACAAAAUCGAAAUGCUUGGAGGAGACAUGUGCUUCUCAGAGCGAGCGGAUUCAUAUAUUAGAGCGUCAAAUUGCAGCAGCAAAUGAGAAAUUAAAGAUGGCUGAUUUAUCAUUCUCAGAAACAAGGACAGGAUUUGAAGAGCAGCAGAGGGUCAUCCUUGAUUUGCAAGAUCGCCUUGCAGACAGGGAACGUAAAUUGCUUGAAGGAGAAAAACUGAGGAAGAAGUUACACAACACAAUCUUGGAACUCAAGGGAAAUAUUCGCGUGUUUUGUAGGGUGCGGCCUUUAUUACCUGAAGAUUGUGCCACGACAGAGGUGUCGGUCAUCUCAUAUCCAUCCUCAACAGAAUCCCUUGGCCGAGGCAUUGAUCUAAUUCAAAGUGGACAAAAAUAUCCGUUCACAUUUGAUAAAGUGUUCAAUCACGAGGCUUCUCAACAGGACGUCUUUGUUGAGAUUUCUCAAUUGGUACAGAGUGCUCUUGAUGGUUACAAGGUUUGCAUAUUUGCUUAUGGGCAAACAGGUUCUGGAAAAACUUAUACAAUGAUGGGCAGGCCAGAAGCCCCUGAGCAGAGAGGGCUGAUCCCGCGGUCAUUAGAACAAAUAUUUCAAAGUAGUCAGGCUCUCAUAGCACAGGGCUGGAAGUACAAAAUGCAGGCUUCGAUGCUGGAAAUUUAUAAUGAAACCAUCCGCGAUUUGUUGUCAAUAAACCGAUCAAGCAGUCUUGAUAUCACACGUGCAGAGAACAGUGUUCCUGGGAAGCAGUACACUAUAAAACAUGACGCAAAUGGAAAUACACAUGUUACUGACCUUACCAUUGUUGAUGUAGGCAGUAUUGGAGAGAUUUCCUCUCUUCUGCGGCAAGCAGCACAAAGCAGGUCUGUGGGCAGGACUCAUAUGAAUGAGGAGUCCUCAAGAAGUCAUUUCGUCUUCACCUUACGUAUAUCUGGGGUGAAUGAGGGCACUGAACAACAAGUACAGGGUGUUCUAAAUCUUAUUGAUCUUGCUGGAAGUGAGAGACUCUCGAAGAGUGGAUCAACUGGAGACCGACUGAAGGAGACUCAGGCGAUAAACAAAAGUUUGUCUUCUUUGAGCGACGUCAUAUUUGCCUUGGCAAAAAAGGAAGACCAUGUUCCUUUCAGAAAUUCAAAGCUAACGUAUCUUCUCCAGCCUUGUCUUGGUGGGGAUUCGAAAACUUUAAUGUUUGUAAACCUUUCUCCUGAUCCCACUUCACUUGGCGAGUCACUCUGUUCCCUACGCUUUGCUGCCAGAGUCAAUGCUUGUGAAAUCGGGAUUCCUCGACGCCAGAUGAUUUCUCGGCCUGCAGAUUCACGACUCAGUUAUGGUUGACCGUUGUUCUUAUUCUAAUCAUCACACAGUAACUGUUAUCUCCAAGUAGAGUCAGGGUUGCACGUUUGGUUCAUCUCAUGGAAUGCCCACUAUUUGUGCCAUAGUUUCUGGAGGCAUAUUAACUGAGCGUGAUAUAUGUAUUCUCUGCAUUAUGGGUAAGAGUAGCAUGUUUCUCGCUGCUUUGGUUUAGCAACGUCCUUGAAUGUUACAUGAAAAAUUCAAUAUUUUGUGAAGAUUGGAUUACUAUAUCAUCCUGUUGUACUCUUAUUGUAUCGGAAAUCUUGGCUGUUAUUCUUCACUUAACGCCAAGAUACUCAAUUUAAGAGUUUGGAAUAUUGAAGUCUUUAUAAUAAUUUAUGAUGAUGAGUGAAUAUGAUUUGGAUGCUAA